Messenger RNA from Botrytis cinerea B05.10, 2927 nucleotides. RefSeq lists its product as hypothetical. The record is from RefSeq and is a predicted model, not a curated record. Gene Ontology annotation, cellular component: plasma membrane. Gene Ontology annotation, biological process: copper ion import; intracellular iron ion homeostasis; iron ion transport. Lineage: Eukaryota; Fungi; Ascomycota; Leotiomycetes; Helotiales; Sclerotiniaceae. Bases 727 to 2682 code for a protein of 651 amino acids. The transcript is spliced from 2 exons. Gene Ontology annotation, molecular function: ferric-chelate reductase activity.
AGACUCCAACGCUGUUAAAGUUUCCAAACAAGUGGGCGCCCACGAAUUGGAAAUCCGUAACAAGAUCAGCUAGGACGAUAAGCUUUCUGGGGGACCAUAGAAAGCAGAGACAAGCUUUUUGCUAUCAGGUCCUCGAGAAACAAUUGUGCAAGUAGAAUCUUCUUGGCUCACUUGGCGAUUGAUUUUUCUCAUAUGAAAGGGGUUCGUUCGAAGUUUUCCGUUGUGUAGACUCAUUAAACUUCGCUACACGCUCUCUCUUUAUCUGUGAGUCGGAUUAUUGCUGCAAAACACCGUUCCCGAUUCAAACGACCUUCAGUAGCUCAAAAGGACACCAGUCCAAUGUUGAGGCAGGUGUCGUAAGCUUGAGAGCCAUCGUUUGACGUGGGUCAUAAAUAACCUUUCCUGCUUUGAGCAAGGUUAUCAUUGUUUGAUCAAACCCCUCUUAAACCGACGUCCCCACGCUAUGCCACCAAGCGUGUUUCAAUUGUCAAUCCAUUUUCUCUCUCAGAACGCCAGAUUCAGAUUCUGACUUUUCCAUAAGACUUUGUAUCACACACUUGCGAUGUUUAUUUGACAUUUCCCAAAGUCUCUUUCUACCGACACUUUUGUACGCCGUGUACUCUGUUGUUGCUGUGUACAUCAACCAUUACACGAUUUCAAGGGCAGGACUCGCCCUCAUGUUAAUUGUCUUUAUAUAAUAUCUAUUUAAUUCUUCAAAUCCUCAAGAUGGAUAUGUCAGAUGGCAUGGCAAUGGGUGGUGCACCAACAGAUGGCUCAGCAUUAAAUGCUACUGGCUUCGAGCUGUCCAACAUGACACAAGCUGCAGACUAUUUGGGAGAAAUAUUGGAUGAUUCGGUUUUUCAGAUAGAUGGAAAUGCUGCUGCCAGACAUUUUUGGUAUGGAGUCUGUGCGGUUAUUGGCAUAGCUGCUUUUUUCAACUUCGCACAGAAGAUUACUAUAUUUUUCAGGUUGAGGGCAGCUGCAUCGAAUAAAGCACGGCCAGCAUCACCAUCCAACCCUUUGACGAUAUCGCUGGCUACGAUAACAGCAAUUGGCCGCGAAGCAUCGUAUUCCCAAUUCAUACCACACAAUGCAAUUGCAGUGAAGUACUUCAGGAUUCCUCCUCUUGGAACUGUUAUGCUCUUGGUAUUACAUCUAGUGUGGGUCAUCAUCCUCGAGUUUGCGAACAACAACGUUCCGGGGGCUCAACACUUUACUUCAUUGGGCGUUCGCGCAUCCUGGCUGGCUGUUGCACAAGUCCCUCUAUUAAUACUCCUAGCUGGAAAGAACAGUCCACUAGGACUUGUCAGUGGUAUCUCAUAUGAACGUUUGAACGUUGUUCACCGAUGGACUUCAAGGAUCCUUCUGUUUCUUGUUACAUUGCACGUGAUUUUCCUUCACUUGGCUUGGAAUGCAUCUGACUUAGGACCUCUGGAAUAUUCUACCGAUUCGUGCAUUCCAACUGGCUGGGGAGCAUACGCCAUGCUGCUAUGGAUGAAUAUUAGCACUUGCGCGCCCAUUAGGAAUUUCUCUUAUGAGUUCUUUGUGAUCCAGCACAUCAUCACUUUUUUCGGAUUCAUCAUUGCCGUUAUGAUGCAUCUUCCCGAUACCGCUUUAUACUCUCGAGUUUACAUUUAUAUCCCGAUUGCUUUAUACAUGAUCGACAGGAUAAUUCGUACCGGGAGAUAUGCUUGGAACAACGUUCGCACCCCAACAGCAACGUUGACAGUUUUAGAAGGUGGCGUUACUCGGGUUUGUGUCGAAAGCAAAGCUGUCAAGAAGUGGAGCCCUGGCUCUCAUGUUCUCCUCUCAAUACCUCAACUUGGAAUCGGACAAUCUCAUCCAGCAACAAUUGCUUCCAUACCAUCAUCACACAAUGGCAAGCUGGUCUUCUUGCUUAAAGCACACAAGGGAUUCACGGGUCGCCUGUUAUACGCAGCAGAAAAUUCGCCAGCAUCGAAUUUGCCAUGGAAAGCCCGAAUUGAUGGACCAUAUGGUAAUACUGUUGAUUAUGCUGCUUUCGACACUGUUCUUCUCAUAUCAGGUUCAACUGGCACAACCUAUACGCUUCCGAUCCUCCUAGACAUUGCAACUCGUGCACAAAGCACCCUACUUCCAGUUCAGCGCAUCGUCUUCGUUUGGAUAAUCAAAAAUACUUCAUGGACAUCUUGGAUUGCAGACGAACUCGCAUCAGCAGCCGAGAAGCUUGACGCCGUUGGAAUUGAGCUCACAAUUCGAAUCCACGUAACCUGUGACAACAACUUUACAACCGGAGAUAACAAUACAGAAGCCAAUUGCUGUGCUUGCGACAAAAGUCUUGGUCCUUGCUGCUGUAUAUCCGUCAAUGCUGAUACUGAUGACGAUGAGAUCACAUCUAUCGACGAAAAGGGCACUAAAAUCAGCGCCAAGCCGAAAGUCACAAGUGCUUCUAGUAUUACUUCAGGAACUCGAUCAUCAGUUUUGCCAUGCGCCAUCUUCCAGAGUGGGAGACCCGACUUCCAUCCUCUUUUGGGCGAACUAUUAGUGAAAGCCGAGGGGGAAACUGGGAUUGCUGUUUGUGGACCACUUGGAUUGAGUAGUAAUGUGAGGACUACGGUAGCGAAAUGUAGCAAUGAUAGGGCUGUUCAUAAGGGGACUGGAGCUCAAGGCAUUUUCCUGCAUGCUGAGGGUUUCGGAUGGUAGACUUUUGAGUUAUAUGGAAUGGAGUUUGGUGCUUUUUGGAAAGAUUUGGGAAUGAAAGAUACCCAUACUGUAAUGGCUAAGAAACCGCAGUGUCAAGAGGGAUAGACUGCAAUGAAUAUGUCUUGUAUGGCUGCCCCUCUAGAACCGUAAAGCGAAUCAUGACUUUGAAGUAUGCUUGAUACAUAGAUCCUGUAUAUAAGAAUUUGCCCUUGUGCUUUUGGACCGUACGAUGGUAAGAUCUCACA